Messenger RNA from Serinus canaria (Common canary), 2902 nucleotides. It is a transcript of the gene METAP1D, whose product is annotated as methionyl aminopeptidase type 1D, mitochondrial. The transcript is spliced from 10 exons. Lineage: Eukaryota; Metazoa; Chordata; Aves; Passeriformes; Fringillidae. Gene Ontology annotation, molecular function: metalloaminopeptidase activity. The record is from RefSeq and is a predicted model, not a curated record. The coding region runs from base 29 to 1054 and encodes 341 amino acids. Gene Ontology annotation, biological process: proteolysis.
GCCACGCGCGGCCACGUGACCGCCUCACAUGGGCAGCAUGGCGGCGCCCAGAGCCGCCCGCGCGCUGCGGAGCGGAGGUUCUGUGACUGGCUGCCACAUAAUCUUUUCUUUGUGCAAUCAUAACUACCUGCCCAGGCACUCAAGCAAUCAUCAGCAAAGAUGCUUCUUCUUUCAGGGACAAAGAAAUGCUGCUUAUAGUAUAGUUUGGCCAGCCGUGGUUUCUCCAGCUCACCAAAUUCCUAAGCACAUAAAGAAGCCAGACUAUGUGACGACAGGCAUUGUACCAGACUGGGGAGACGACAUAGAAAUUAAGAAUGAAGAUCAGAUUCAAGGGCUUCGUCAGGCUUGUCAGUUGGCCCGUCAUGUCCUGCUUCUGGCUGGAAAGGGCUUAAAGGUUGGCAUGACAACUGAAGAAAUAGAUUCCAUUGUUCAUCAUGAAAUAAUCAGACAGAAUGCCUAUCCAUCACCUCUGGGCUAUGGAGGUUUUCCAAAAUCUGUUUGUACUUCUGUAAACAACGUGGUAUGUCAUGGUAUUCCUGACAGUCGACCUCUUCAGGAUGGAGAUAUUAUCAACAUUGAUGUCACAGUGUAUUACAAUGGCUACCAUGGUGACACUUCUGAAACCUUUUUGGUGGGCAAUGUGGAUAAAUCUGGUGAAAAGUUAGUGGAGGUUGCCAGGAAAUGUAGAGAUGAAGCAAUUGCAGCCUGCAGACCAGGGGCUCCCUUCUCUGUAAUUGGAAACACAAUCAGCUCCCUGGCAUGGCAGGCUGGCUUCCAGGUCUGCCCCCUCUUCGUCGGCCACGGCAUCGGGUCGUACUUUCACGGGCACCCUGAGGUAUGGCACCACGCCAAUGACAAUGAUUUGUUAAUGGAAGAAGGAAUGGCGUUCACAAUAGAGCCAAUAAUAAUGGAAGGAUCCCCUGAAUUUAAGAUUCUGGAGGACAAAUGGACUGCAAUUUCUGUAGACAAUAAAAGAUCUGCACAAUUUGAACAUACCCUGGUGAUUACCUCAGAGGGAGCAGAAAUCCUCACUAAACUGGUGGAAGAAGCCUAAAGAUGGAGCAAGGAGUGGAGAAACUUACUGUACUUCUGGGAUUUCAAGUUUCACUCGGGACAGAGAAGAGGUUUCUUAAUUUCUGAGGGGAAUGGCUGUUGCAUAAGUCACUCCAGGGGACAGAAAAAACAAUUUGAGGGGCUGUCUCUGGACAUAGUUCUUUCUGUGUAUAACCUGGUGAGUAUUUAAUAAAAGUCUUUAGGUUUUUUUUGUGACCCUUGGAGCAGCCAAGCACAGUCUGCAAGUGGCAAAGGGUUUGGGUUAUUUAGGGUUAGGGGCAGAAAGUGGUGCCCCUCUCUUCCAAAUCCUAUGUGGGGCAAAUAGAUAUCAGAUGAUACAGUCUAAGCAGUUGAGAGGACAGAGAAACAAAGCAUUUUCCCUUUAUAGCUGAGGUAUGGAGUCAAUUUGUCUUCAUUGCGAUUAACACAAUGCUGUUUCCCAGGCUGUAACUUCUACUAGGAUGGAAAAAAGUUUCCUGAGUGUGUCAGGCAGAGGGAGCAGACUCUUCCCAGCAUCAUUCCCAGCAGCAAUCCCCUGCUUCUCGCCUCUUUUUACACAGCACAAAAAGUGAUUAAAAAUGAGAUGCAAAGCACGCCUCUCCGGGGAUCAAUAAUUGCCCUGCUUGAAAAAUUAACCAGUUUGGGGUAAUCACUGCUCUGUGGUGCCCAUGUUAGUUAAGGGAGAGGCACUCUGUAGUUUAGGCAUUUUAUGGAGGCAGAGGAGUUUGCAGUCUAGAAGAUGAGUCCUGACUCCUGCACAGAGUUUGGAACUGAUGGACCUCAUGAGCUGUGGUCUCACUUGGCCCUGUGCUCUCUGCAGUCCUGUCCUGGGCCUGCCAGGCGUGCAGGGGUUGAUUUGCAAUUUAGCCAGUUGCUGACCACCCUGUGGGCCCAAACAAGUCUGGCAUUUAUAUUUGGAGGCUACCAGAGCAGGACCUGGGCCUGUGAAACCUGGGUAGCCUUGGAGAUAAUUAAAGGACUUCCAGAAGUUCCCCAGGCCCACGACAACAGUGGUGAUGUUUGGUACAAGCAACUUGGCCCUCAUUACAGGCAGAUGGGGUCUCAUGCUGAGGGCUGCCCAGUUGCACAUUCAGGCAACCAGAGUGGCUCAGCACUGGCUCCCUCAGUGGUCCUGGACAGAAGUAAGCUGCUUUCUUACAGCUUUACUCUGCUGUUUGCUUUCAUUCAAGUACAGUGAGCUCUCAGCUCUAAUAGUUUCUAACAGCAGCUUUUCAAAAAGCAGAGACCCCCGUCCCUGAAUACGGCUAACACCGCAGGGCAGCCACUCAGCUUCAUCCUCCCCAAGAGGAGCUUGGAAGGCCAUAAAACCUGCAAAACAAACGAUGCAGCCAAGUUUACAAAUACGCAGAGAAUAAACAGUGCGAAGGACAGUCGGCAUUGCCUGGAGGGGCAUGUGUUUUGUUCCCUUACGUUCGUUCAACCGCCCAGCCGCGCUGCCCCUUCUGAGGGGCGCUGGGGGCAGCAGGGUGUCCGGCGCGUCUCGGAGGCGCCCCAGAGAUGCCUCCCGUGGAUUUUGGCCACUCCGGGAGCCCCUGGAUUGCACCGCAGGUGCCAUGUUUCAAACCAUCGUCUGCCCUUUGCCUCCUGUCCUGCUCUUACCGCGGCGUGGGAUGAGGCGAGAACGGGGCAACCGGGAGCGGAGAACCCCCCGCAGCCCCUCGUAGGGGGACUGCCGGCAGCUCCUGGUAAUCGCUGCGCCCUGAAGUCCCGCCGGUAACUCUGGUGGGACUGCGAGUUUUACCGGCCGCUGCGGAGCGCUGGCGGCCAGGCGGAGGCAAUGAUAGCGCACCUUUGUAAUCCUAAUUACGAACGAGACUGAAGAGAUGUC